AUGAUUCUCUCAGCAUAAGCAAGUUAAAUAAGAAAUCUAUUUCUAAUUAGCAAGUGUGAUGAGUGUAUUUAAGCUUCUGAAAAAAUAGAGGCAAGUAGCGAAGAAUUUAACUCUUAUUAAUUAUGCUAGCUAUAUAAAAUUCUAUCAUUGUUUGAGAUCAGCUAAUUCGAAGAAGCUCAGAAAUAAUUCAUAAAUUUGAUUUAAGAAGCAAGAUAAAAAAAAGGUAGUUUGAUAGAUUAGGUUGAUUUGCUAACUUUAUCUUUUUAUUAAUGGGAAUUAUGUGAUUAUGAUAGUUAUGAAUGUGAGUAGCUAAAUGAAGAAUUAUUUAAAGCUAUUGAAAUUUAUAAAAGUGAUCAUAAAUUGGAAGAUCUAAAUACUGAUGGUGUUUAUCAUUUAGCAUAAGCUAUGUAUACUUUCAUAGAAUACUUUUAAUAUGAUAGUAAUUUUGAAUGCAUAGAGCACUUAAAAAGAGCUUAAUAGCUGCUCAACUAGAAAUUAGAUCAAGAAAUAUUAUUUCUGAUGGGUUGGAUGCUAGAUUAUUUAGGAAAAAAUGAAGAAGCUAUUGAAUAUUAAUUGAAAUUGUAUUCAGAAAAUUAAUAUUUUCCUAGUAUAUGCAACAAUAUUAGUGUUACAUAUAAACAAAUGGGCAAAGAUGAUAAAUAGGAAGAAUUUCUACUCUAAGCAGAAAAAAUACAACCUAAAAAUAUAGUAGUGAUGCAUAAUUUAGCUAUUAAUUAUAAUUAAAAAGAUAAUUAAUUAAAAGUAGAAGAGUAUUUUACAAGAUCUUUAGCAAUGUAUCCUAAUAAUAGCCACACUCAUUAUAUGUAAGGUCAUAUUUUAUUAAUGAAAGGAGAACAUUAGCUGGGUAUGGAAGUCUUGUAAAAAGGAAUUCAAGUUAAUCCUAAUGACUGUAAUAUUUAUGAAUUGAUGUCACUUUUUGAUCAUUCCAAGUUUCAAGAAUAUAUGCAGAAGUGUAUCUCUAUAAGACCUAAAAAAUCUAGAUACUACUCUUUGAUGGCUGAUAGGUUUUUAUCACUGCAAUAGAUAGAAUAAUCUUUAAAUUAUCUUAACUUAGCACUGAGUUGCAAGUAAUCUGAAGCUGAUUAUGUAAAAGAUAGUAUCAAAAAAGUUGUUUGCUAUAGAACUCUUCAUAAUUACUAAGAAGCUUUAUAAUUAAUUGUCUAAACACUUGAGAAAAUAAAAACCUUCCCUAAUUCUCUUUGGGGUUUUCAAAUUUGUAAAAUAAUUAAUUAAUUAGCUCUACCUUCUCUUUAAAAAAUUAGUAUCUUAGACUCUAAUAACUCUAGAUAUCUUUAAAAAUUAGAUGAGAUAGUUCGCUAUAUACUGGAAAAAGCUAAAUAAAGUUAUAUUGAAGGUUUAAAAAUUAAUCCUAGAUUUUCCCAAGGCCACAAUAACUUAGGGGUAAUUUAUUAGCAUAUGAAUAUGUAAGAAGAAGCAUUAUAAUGCUUCUUGAAUUCUCUAGAGAUAAAUCCUUAAGAUUACUAGGCCCUUAUGAAUAUAGGAAAUAUUUACUCAGAAAAGAAUUAAUUAGAGGAAGCAAAGUAAUGGAUGAUAAAAUCUUUAAAUAUUAAUCCUAAAAAUAAAGAUUGUCAUCUCAAUUUAGGUACUAUCUACAUUUAAAUGAAAAAAUACAAGGAAGCAGAAUAAUCUUACUUAAGAGCUUUAGAUUUAGAUGCUUAAGACUUUUUAGUUAAUUAUAAAUUAGGAUGUUUAUAUUCUGAAGUUUUAUUAAUUAAUCCUUCAGAUAUAGAGGCUUACUUUAAUUUAGGGUAAUUCUAUUCUCAAAUGAAUAUGUUUAAAGAAGAAAAAUAAAGCUACUUAAAGAUUUUGCAAAUAGACCCGAAAUAUUUUUAAGCUUAUGAGAAAUUAGGAAAUCUUUAUUUUAAUAUGAACAUGCUAGAAGAUGCUAAGCAAAACUACUUGAAAUCAAUUGAUUUAAACCCUCAAAGUGCUAUAUCUUAUUUUAAUUUGGGAAUAACUUAUCAGUCUAUGAGCAUGUUAGAAGAAGCCAAACAAUGUUAUCUUUCAACAUUAUAAAUCAAUCCUUAAUUUUCAGAUGCCAAAAAGCGUUAUGAAUAAUGUGAUAUUUUGUUAUUCAAGAACAAGGUGAAAUGA
Tetrahymena thermophila SB210 is the source of this 2136-nucleotide messenger RNA. Its product is annotated as tetratricopeptide repeat protein. Lineage: Eukaryota; Ciliophora; Oligohymenophorea; Hymenostomatida; Tetrahymenidae. The transcript is spliced from 3 exons. The record is from RefSeq and is a predicted model, not a curated record. Gene Ontology annotation, molecular function: protein binding.